Dentiscutata erythropus is the source of this 2388-nucleotide messenger RNA. Lineage: Eukaryota; Fungi; Glomeromycota; Glomeromycetes; Diversisporales; Gigasporaceae. The record is from the annotation of a GenBank genome assembly.
AUGAAAUUCUCUCACUCACUUCAGUUCAAUUCUGUCCCGGACUGGGCUGACCGUUAUAUUGCAUAUUCAAAUCUCAAAAAGCUCGUUUAUCAGAUCGAAAGAGAUAUAAUAGUAGCACCUACCUCCCAAACAAGUGAUAUUGAGGCAGUUGAAGAAUCUCCGCUACUAGACUUAAAAGAUCGUGCAAAUGCAAUAUUCAUACCGGCCCUUGACAAAGAGCUUACAAAAAUUAACGCAUUUUAUCUCUCUAAAGAGGAUGAACUCUUUAAAGAACUUACAUCUCUUAUUCAGGAUUUCGCUGUAUUUGAAAAUCUUCAGGAUCUUCAGGAUUCUGUGAGUGUCCGUAGCAAUUCGUUUUCCCUAAGUCGGUCUGCUCAAUCAUUUGAAAAUAAACUUAAUAAUAAAGCCAGCAGUUCUCGUCUUCAAAGACUGUCAACGUCAGAAUCUUAUCUUUCAAAUGCUAGCAGUGAUGACGAGGAUUAUAAUACACCAACUACUCCGAUUGCUAGAGGAAGACAAUCCUUUCUAUGGAGACCAUCAUCUAUGGAAGAACAAAAAAUACACUUAAAGAAACGUACAAUUGAUCUUUUUGUUUGGUUAUCUGAACUUAAAUCAUUUGUUCUCUUAAAUCGAACUGGAUUUUCGAAAAUUUUAAAAAAAUAUGACAAAAUAACCAAUGGUAAUCUUAAAACUUCAUAUAUAAAUAAUUCGGUAAAUGAUACGUAUCUGUUUAAAGCUUCAACACUUAAGAACUUAGAAGAUCAAAUUUUAAAGGUGCGAGAAAUUUAUGCUAAUAUAUGUACGAACGCAGAUAUGGAAGUUGCUAUGCGUGAGCUUAAAACACAUUUGAGAGAAUUUAUAGUUUGGGAAAGAAAUACUGUCUGGAGAGAUAUAAUUGGUCUAGAAAGAAAAUCACAAGCUGUAGGCAUAAAACCUUCCAUGAUAGUAGAUAAUUUAGUUGACGCUAAAGCGAAAAUCGAAACGCCUUUUGGCGGGAUAACCAUUUCAAAUACUUUUUGGAAAACUUCUUUGUUGUUAUCAGUUUGUAUCAUAGUAUUUGUAUUAUUACUUAAUGUAAAUUUAUUUGAGAAACCGGAACAAAAAAAUUGCUUUGCUUUAUUGAUAUUCGUUUGUCUUCUUUGGUCUACAGAGGUUAUUCCUCUUUUUGUUACGUCUCUUUUAAUUCCAUUGUUAGUCGUAUGUUUGCGCGUAUUGCCUUCAGUUAGCGCAAGCGAGUCAGCUCACAAAAUUUUUGAAGCAAUGUUUUCACCGGUUAUAAUGUUACUUUUGGGUGGCUUUGCAAUUGCUGGUGCAUUAAGUAAAUAUCAUGUUGCAAAAAUGAUGGCUACAUUUGUGUUGGCAAAGGCAGGAACACGACCAAGUAAUGUUCUUCUUGUCACUAUGUUUGUUGCAACGUUCUCAAGCAUGUGGAUAAGUAAUGUUGCUGCACCAGUUUUGUGCCUUUCAUUGAUCCAGCCAAUUCUUCGAAAUUUACCUCCAAAUAGUUCAUUUGGUCGAUGUUUAAUUCUAGGCAUUGCUCUGGCAUCCAAUGUUGGUGGUAUGGCAUCUCCCAUAUCAUCUCCACAAAAUAUAAUAGCAAUUGAAUAUAUGGAUCCUAGUCUCACAUGGAUUGGUUGGUUCAUUGUAGCCAUUCCUUUAUGUAUAAUUGUAAACAUUUUAGUUUGGCUUUUACUACUUUUUAAUUAUAAACCAUCUGAUGAUUCAUUAAGUAUUCAUCCAAUAAGAUUAACAAAAGAUCCUUGGUCUGAAACUCAAAUAUUUGUAAUAGCGAUCACUGUUAUAACUAUUGCAUUAUGGUGUGUCGAAAAACAACUUGAAAACUUUUUUGGAGAUAUGGGAAUUAUUGCUAUUAUACCGUUAGUUGCGUUUUUCGGUACUGGAAUUUUAACCAAAGAAGAUUUUAACAAUUUUUUGUGGACUGUAAUCGUACUUGCAAUGGGUGGUAUAGCCCUUGGUGCAGCCGUGCGUCAAUCAGGGUUGUUACAUACCAUUGCUGAGUCAGUCAAACAAAUGGUUAGUGGUUUGGAUAUAUGGCAAAUUUUUGUGAUAUUUGGCUCGUUGGUUGUGGUCGUAGCCACAUUUAUUAGUCAUACUGUUGGUGCGUUAAUCAUUUUACCUAUUGUUGCUCAAUUGAAUGAUCAACAUUCAAAUUUACUUGUUAUGGGAUCGGCAUUAAUUUGUUCCGUAGCAAUGGGAUUACCAGUAUCCGGUUUUCCAAACAUGAAUGCUAUAAUGAUGGAAGAUGAGAUGGGAGUACGGUAUCUCAGUACCUUUGAUUUUAUAAAAUCUGGUAUACCAGGAUCGUUGUUAGGUUUAGCGUCUAUAACUACAGUUGGUUAUGGAUUAAUGUUACUUAUUGGUUUUUAA